CACAAAGUACCGCAGGCUCGUUCUAACAUUCAAGAUGGCGGACUCUAGAGCUGAGGGAAUAGCCGCUCUAGAAAAACGAAUCUCGGAGCUUGAAAUUCGAGCAUUGAGCAACGAGGAGGACUUGAAAUGUUUUCAAAAUGAGUCGUGUCUGAGCACAGUGGCUCAUGUCCAACAGGAGCUCAAACGUCUCUCUUCAAAGUAUAGUAGAGUAGCAGAAGCAUGGAAGAAAGUGAAAGAGCUUGAGACUUUCCUGUCACCAGAGUUUGUUGAGGGGGCAACUUUGAGUGAUGAUGUGAAAGCAGAUAUUAUAAUAACAGGGGAGAACAAGUUGAUAUCCUGCACUGAGAAACUAUCAGAGAUAGAGGACCUCAAUAAGAUUGUCAACACAGAGCAUUUAAAAGACCUUCCUGUGUGGUGCGCCAAGAUGGAGCCAUUGAUUCAAGUGCAGAUAAAGCAACAAGAGCAUGUCGGGGAGAUGAAUGAGCGGUUGACCAAUCUCUUAUCUUGUUAUAACAACAUUAUAACAACACUAAGCAAGCAGUUCAUUGAGUGGGACGCCUUGCUUACUCAGCUUGAACUUUCCAUGGAAACCAAGCCAUUAGAUUGACCUACAUAGGAUAGUAUUGUUGUUAUUAUUUAUUUUGGGAAUCUCUUAAUAGCAUCACUGGGCCUUUUAGCUUGCACACUGGGUCUAUUAGCAUUUCUUAUAGUUAUGGAAUUUAUGUAAGGAUAAGUGAUUCUGAGAGGACAGCCAGUGUUUUCCUUCUUUUGCUUCAACCCAAUGGAGGAAGACAUAUCUGUUCCACCAGGCAUAUUUAAUGUGCUUGCAAUUCAUGCAGUAAUAAACACUGUAUCUUAGGGUCCAACCAUUGAUAUCUGAUUCACACCAAAUUGGUUACUCAUUUAUUUCUUGAUAUUUUUGCUUACUUAAGUUGUGGGAAAAUCCUCAUUACUGACCUAUCAAAUAUCAAUAGUCUAAAGCACCCUCUUUAGCAUAUUAUAAUUGUAAAUAGUCCAAAAAGAUGAAAUGAAAUGAGUUAUAUGGAAUCUGGCAUAUUUAGAAUCACCUUCAUAAAUAUAAUAAAAUAAAUAUGUGGAUGAA
Molecule: messenger RNA, 1102 nt
Organism: Nematostella vectensis (starlet sea anemone)
Lineage: Eukaryota; Metazoa; Cnidaria; Anthozoa; Actiniaria; Edwardsiidae
Product: dynactin subunit 3
Exons: 7
Coding region: 35-607 (190 amino acids)
Biological process (GO): cytoskeleton-dependent cytokinesis
Cellular component (GO): dynactin complex
Source: RefSeq, a predicted model, not a curated record